Triplophysa dalaica is the source of this 1250-nucleotide messenger RNA. Its product is annotated as protein FAM107B. The record is from RefSeq and is a predicted model, not a curated record. Lineage: Eukaryota; Metazoa; Chordata; Actinopteri; Cypriniformes; Nemacheilidae. Gene Ontology annotation, cellular component: stress fiber; synapse; neuron projection. The transcript is spliced from 5 exons. Gene Ontology annotation, biological process: regulation of actin cytoskeleton organization; actin filament polymerization; actin filament bundle assembly. Bases 185 to 763 code for a protein of 192 amino acids.
GUGUGCUCUGGGGUCGUGCUCAGCUGGCUGCGAGACUGUGUGUUGGUUUAGUUGGUGAGAUUAGUUGGUGAGACCCCAUCCCGUCUCUCCUCUUGCUUUAUGUGAAGACAGGUGGAAUCCGUUACCUACAGAAGACAUUUCUGGACCGACCCUGCUACAGUGAGUGGUCUGCACCUUUGGAAUCAUGGGAGUGAUCCAUGGAAAGAAAGCAGACCACAACCAUCAGAAUCAGAAUUCCAGCUGUGCUCAACCACUUAUGGGACCUGGUGAAUCAGAUCCAGUGUCUGAUUUUAAAUUUGUGAUGGACUCUGAUCAGAGGUGGGGUGCAGAAGAGGAUUUUGACCGCAGGCAUCUGCUUCCCAAACAAACGCACAGCGGUUACUAUGAUGAGCUCAUCAGGCCCAAAAAGAUCCCCAAUCCCAUCAAAGCAUCCAAAAGCCUCCGGGAACUCCACAGAGAGCUGAUCAUUACACAGAAGAGAGGAGUGAUGGAGGAGAAGCCCGAGUUACAGAAGGUUCUUGAACAAAGGAACAGAAUUCAGGCUCUGAAGCAGCAGAAAAAACAGGAUGUGGAAAAGUCUCCCUUGAAGCAGGAGUUAUUAAAGAGGCAAAUGAGAUUGGAGAAGCUUGAGAGAGAGACAGGAAAGCAGAAUGAGAUGUUACAGGGUGCACCUGAGUUCAUCAGAGUUAAAGAGAAUCUGAAGAGCACAGCCGUCACAAGCACGCCGGAGAAAGAGUGUCAACUGAACAUCAGUUUACAUUAACGUUAAUGUCGGAUGCCUGUGAACAUCUGGGAACAGUACAGUGUAUUCGACCAGGACACUUGUUUGAAUUAAGAUUAUGAUAACAAAUGAUGAUGCAUUUUUCUGCAUGCUUGGGUCAAGCGUAAUAUGCUUUUAAAGUCAGUAUUACAAAAUUGUUUUAAACACUAUUUUGAUUAAGACAGUAAGUUGCACCAUUACGAAAGCGUUAUAUUUUUGACUUUGCAUACAACAGUAUUUCACAUUCUAUUUAAAAUGAAGAGUGGGUAUAUAUACACAAUAAACACUACACAGUACUCUUGUUUUAUAUUUCAAACAAAUAGAAUUCUCACUUUGAUCAGCUGUUUAAAAAUAUUUCAAGUGAACAUCUUUUCGAAUCAUAUGAUGACACGACUCACAUAUUUUAACCUCACAGAUGUGCUGGAGUAAAGACACAUAAUACGCUUGUAAAUGUGUUUUAUAAAUGUAGUCUUUAAAUAAAGGGAUUUUG